AUGCCCAGUGUCCGGGAAUGUGCCUCUGGUGGAAACAGAGGACAGCACCGAGGUUUGAUGCAUCAGGACACUCAGAGAGAUGAGCAGUCACCUUCUCCUUACAAAGUCCUCCACACAGGUGAUGCCGAAGCUAAGAAUAUUGUACAAUAUUCAACAUGUGAAAGAGAUCAGCAUGACGCUGCCCUUGCUGAAGCAGGACCAGAGGCCAGAGGCCGUGCCCCACAUGCUGGGGGCCAAGGCACCACGUGCAUGUGUACACACCACCUCACAGGUCAGUCAAAUUUGCCUUUUGGCUCUCUGAGCAACACCUUGGCGGUUGGUAAGAACAAGCACCUUACAAAAGGUGGCAAAAAGGGAGCCAGGAAGAAAGUGGUUGAUCCAUUUUCUAAGGAAGAUUGGUAUGAUGUGAAAGUGCCUGCUAUGUUCAAUAUAAGAAAUAUUGGAAAAACACUAGUCACCAGGACUCAAGGAACCAAAAUUGCAUCUGAUGGCCUCAAAGGUCGUGUGUUUGAAGUGAGCCUUACUAAUCUGCAGAAUGAUGAAGUUGCAUUUAGAAAAUUCAAGCUAAUUACUGAGGAUGUUCAGGGCAAAAACUGCCUGACUAACUUCCGUGGCAUGAAUCUUACUCAUGACAAAAUGUGUUCCAUGGUCAAAAAAUGGCAGACCACGAUUGAAGCGCAUGUUGAUGUCAAGACUACCGAUGAUUAUUUGCUUUGUCUUUUCUGUAUUGGUUUUACUAAAAAGCACAGCAAUCAGAUACGGAAGACUUUUUAUGCUCAGCAACAACAGGUCUGCCAAAUCCGGAAAAAGAUGAUGGAAAUCAUGACCCAUGAGAAAUAGAUCAAUGACUUGAAAGAAGUGUUCUAUAAACUGAUUCCAGACAGCAUUGGAAAAGACACAGAAAAGGCUUGCCAGUCUAUUUAUCCAUUUCAUGAUGUCUUUAUUACAAAAGUAAAAAUGCCAAAGAAGCCCAAGUUUGAAUUGGGAAAACUCAUGGAGCUUCAUGGUGAAGGUAGUAGUUCUGGAAAAGCUACUGGGGAUGAAACAGGUGCUAAAGUUGAACGAGCUGAUGGAUAUGAACCACCAGUCCAAGAAUCUGUUUGAAAUUCAGAUUUUUU
Messenger RNA from Galeopterus variegatus (Sunda flying lemur), 1118 nucleotides. RefSeq names its product 40S ribosomal protein S3a-like. Gene Ontology annotation, molecular function: structural constituent of ribosome. Lineage: Eukaryota; Metazoa; Chordata; Mammalia; Dermoptera; Cynocephalidae. The transcript has 5 exons. The record is from RefSeq and is a predicted model, not a curated record. Gene Ontology annotation, cellular component: cytosol; ribosome. Gene Ontology annotation, biological process: translation.